AACAAGUCGUAUUCCCUAAUAAUCCCUUAACGAAGUAUGUGUAAAAAAGUAACGUUGCGCAAAGUUUGUUUUAGUAACAGUUUAGCAUGGAAUGACUAAGAUGGCAUGUCGUUAUCCAGUGGGUAUGCCCAGAGCAGCGGCAGUCGCGUUGGGCAUCCGUAGCGUCGCCACGCCGCCGCCGUCUCUUGCCGCCCUCCUACAUAAAUCGAUAUUAUCGUACCGCCGCAUAGUCCAUGCUUAAGAUCUGCCGCGUGACAGUUCGCCGACGGUGUAAACAAUAGAACCGAUAACCGAAAGUAUCAGCUGAUUCGUAUGAACAGCUGAUUGUUCUCAAUAACUUACAUACGUAUUCGGUCAAUUUCAGAGUAGCACCAUUUAAAUUUUAGUGUCUAAUCGAGUGAACCUCCAGAUCGAGACCAUGCUGGUGAUACUGUAAAUAUAACAUCAAGGCGGCUAGAUGGCGUGUACGUAUGGUAUUCGCGUCGCUAAUAGAUUGUGUGAAAUAUGCCCACGAUCUGAUCGUAUAAGCGUGCGGGUACACGAAGGCCGCAGUUUGCGUCGACGCAGCGUCGCAGCGGGGAAGUUGGCAAGCGGCGUGGGCGCGUCAUCCGUGAUGCUCACAACGCGUCUGUUGUCCGCACCGGUAGUACAACCUUGCUCUCUCUGAGGACAUGCCCUUAUUAUGGAUUACCAAUGCAUCGUCGUGUAUACGGUCAUCAACAUCGCCCCGCCGAAGCUCACAGCGACAGAAUUUUCGAAUGGAUGCAUCACUUGGUUCAAAAAUAAAAUUAAGCGUGCGGUAGCAGUAUACCUUCAAUCAUUAAAAGUUACAUCUAACAAUGGCAUUAUACAUGGAAACCUAGCUUGCCUAUACUACAAACAAGGCUUAUUAGAUUUAGCUAUAGAUACAUACAAACAUGCUAUAGAACUACAGCCUAAUUUCCCAGAUGCCUACUGCAAUCUAGCUAAUGCACUCAAAGAGAAAGGCCUUGUAUCCGAAGCCGAGGAGUGCUAUAAUAAAGCACUACGCUUAUGUCCGUCCCAUGUUGAUACUCUCAAUAAUCUCGGUAACGUAAAAAGGGAACAAGGAAAAAUCGAAGAGGCUACAACAUUAUAUAUGAAAGCUUUAGAAGUGUUCCCCAAUUUCGCAGCAACUCACAGUAAUUUAGCAUCGCUUUUGCAACAUCAAGGGAAACUCCACGAAGCGUUGAUGCAUUACAGACAAGCUAUAAAUAUUCAGCCAAAGUUCGCAGACGCUUACAGUAAUAUGGGAAACACUUUUAGAGAAUUACAAGACAUCACUGGAGCUCUUGUUUGUUUUAAAAAGGCUAUUGAAAUAAACCCAUCAUUUGCCGAUGCCCAUUGCAAUCUGGCCAGUAUCUAUAAGGAUAUGGGAAAUAUUACUGAAGCUAUAGAAUUUUACAAAAAUGCAUUGCGAUAUAAACCAGACUUUCCUGACGCAUACUGUAAUUUAGUUCAUUGUUUACAAAUUAUAUGUGAUUGGGAUGAUUAUCAUGAAAGAAUGUGUAACAUUGUUAUGAUAGUAACAGACCAACUGAAAAGUGAAAAAUUAACUUCAGUACACCCACAUCAUUCUAUACUCUACCCUUUACCGAACAAAGUGAGAAAGGAAAUUGCAAUACGACAUGCUAAUUUGUAUUCUGAGAAGGUUAGAAUGUUGACAAAAGUUGUUUUCAAUCACAACUGCAAAUCGAUUGAUCGAAUACGCAUUGGUUACGUUAGUAGUGAUUUUGGUAAUCACCCUACAUCGCAUUUGAUGCAAUCUAUUCCAGGAUUGCAUGAUCACUCCAAAAUAGAAGUAUAUUGUUAUGCUUUAAAUCCAAACGAUGGAACCACAUUCCGUAGUAAAAUAAUAAAAGAAGCUGAACAUUUUAUUGAUUUAUCUAAGAUUACUUGUAAUAUUGAAGCGGCUAGAAAAAUAUAUUAUGAUGGAAUACAUAUUUUAGUUAAUAUGAAUGGGUAUACGAAAGGUGCGAGAAAUGAAAUUUUUGCUUUGAAGCCAGCGCCUGUGCAGGUCAUGUGGCUUGGAUAUCCAGGUACUAGUGGUGCAGAUUAUAUGGAUUAUAUCAUAACUGAUGAAAUAUCUUCUCCUUUAUCUUCAACGUGCGACUUUAGUGAAAAACUUGCAUUUAUGCCUCACACCUAUUUUAUUGGUGAUCAUAGACAAAUGUUUCCACAUUUGAAGAAUCAGUACAAAGUUAAAACUAAUAUUGAAACUAAAAAUGAGGUUAAUGAUGCUAUUAUUAACUCAUCGGAAAAUGUUGAUAUUGAAAAUACUUUUAAAGUAGAUAAAUAUAUAGAAACUAUUAAAUUUGAAAACUGUGAAAAAAUAGAAAUAACAAAAAGAAUUAUAGACAUUCCGAACUACGUUACAGAAAUAACGACAAAUUCCAGGAGAGUUCAGGUCUUAGUGAGUGGAAUACCUAUAAAUAAUGGUAUAUCAAUAAAUUAUACAAACAAAAAGGUAGCAUCAGGCGAAGAAGCAUUCAAUGAUAUUAUUUUCACUUCAAGAAAACAAUACGGUCUUCCAAAUGAUGCUAUUGUCUAUUGUAAUUUUAAUCAAUUAUAUAAAAUAGAUCCAUUUGUAAUGGAGACAUGGAUCCGUAUUUUGAAUCAAGUACCAAAUAGUGUUUUAUGGUUGUUGAGUUUUCCAGCUGCCGGAGAGCCAAAUAUACGCAAUUAUGCUCAGAACUUAGGAUUAUCGCCAGAUAGGAUUGUGUUUUCCAAAAUUGCAUGUAAAGAAGAACACGUACGUAGGGGCCAAUUAGCUGAUAUCUGUUUAGAUACCCCUCUUUGUAAUGGCCAUACAACUGCUAUGGAUGUUUUAUGGGCUGGUACUCCCGUUGUUACUCUACCUGGUGAAACAUUAGCGUCUAGAGUUGCAGCAUCUCAAUUAAAAACACUGGGUUGCUCGGAACUUAUAGCAGGAAAUAGACAAGACUACGAAAAUAUAGCUAUUAAGCUUGGAACGAAUACAGAAUAUCGAAGAUAUAUUAGGGCCAAAAUUUCAAAAGCUCGCUUGGAAAGUACGCUGUUUGAUUGUGAACAUUACGUUCGAAAUUUGGAAAUAUUGUACGAAAAAAUGUGGUGUCGAUACAAAAAUGGAGAAAAACCUGACCAUAUAAAAGUUUCUUGAGGUCGGAACUAAAUGAAUAAUUAUUCCUGAAGACUUUGACGAAUCCAUUAUAUCAACAGCUCUCCGUCCAAAAGCUGUCCAUGAGAAAUUGCUAGAAUUAAACGAUAAAUGAAUGUGGAAUGUAUGUUAUAGUGUAAUAAUAUAAUAAAAUAUCAUUUUAUUGACAAUUAAAUUUACAAUUGUGCAUCCUGUUAUUAAAAUCUUAUACACAAUCA
Molecule: messenger RNA, 3372 nt
Organism: Galleria mellonella (greater wax moth)
Lineage: Eukaryota; Metazoa; Arthropoda; Insecta; Lepidoptera; Pyralidae
Product: UDP-N-acetylglucosamine--peptide N-acetylglucosaminyltransferase 110 kDa subunit-like
Exons: 9
Coding region: 683-3157 (824 amino acids)
Biological process (GO): protein O-linked glycosylation
Molecular function (GO): protein N-acetylglucosaminyltransferase activity; protein binding
Source: RefSeq, a predicted model, not a curated record